Messenger RNA from Hibiscus syriacus, 1035 nucleotides. RefSeq names its product 14-3-3-like protein B. Gene Ontology annotation, cellular component: cytoplasm. The record is from RefSeq and is a predicted model, not a curated record. Gene Ontology annotation, biological process: signal transduction. Lineage: Eukaryota; Viridiplantae; Streptophyta; Magnoliopsida; Malvales; Malvaceae. Bases 66 to 824 code for a protein of 252 amino acids. The transcript has 4 exons.
AAAUACCAACCUCAAAGUAAGAAAAAGACGGUUCUUUCCAUCGGAAGCUCUACCGAUUUCGGAAAAUGGCGAAGACUGUCCCCGAUAACCUGAGCCGCGACCAAUACGUUUACUUAGCCAAGCUAUCCGAACAAGCCGAGCGCUACGAGGAGAUGGUUCAGUUCAUGCAAAAGCUGGUCCUCGGCUCAACUCCAGCCGGCGAACUAACCGUCGAGGAAAGGAACCUUCUCUCUGUCGCCUACAAAAAUGUGAUCGGAUCCCUACGCGCCGCGUGGAGAAUCGUUUCUUCAAUCGAGCAGAAAGAAGAAGGUCGAAAGAACGAGGAACACGUUGUGCUCGUCAAGGAGUAUAGAUCGAAGAUUGAAUCUGAGUUGUCAGAUGUUUGCGCUAGUAUCUUGACUUUACUGGAAUCGAAUCUGAUCCCUUCUGCUACUGCCAGUGAGUUGAAGGUUUUCUAUUUGAAGAUGAAAGGAGAUUAUCAUCGCUAUUUGGCGGAGUUUAAGGCUGGUGAUGAGAGGAAAGCUACCGCUGAGGAUACCAUGUUGUCUUACAAGGCUGCUCAGGACAUUGCACUGGCGGAUCUAGCAUCAACGCAUCCGAUAAGAUUGGGGCUAGCUCUGAAUUUCUCGGUGUUCUACUAUGAGAUUCUAAAUCAGACUGAUAAGGCAUGUAGCAUGGCUAAACAGGCAUUCGAGGAAGCCAUCGCUGACCUUGAUACGCUGGGAGAAGAGUCGUACAAGGACAGCACUCUCAUUAUGCAACUGCUAAGGGAUAACCUUACUCUCUGGACUUCGGAUGUGCAGGACCAGUUAGAUGAGCCGUAGAAGGCGUGUUAAACUGGCAGUGAUCACUGAUCCGUCCUAUUCUUCAGCUGAAAGAGGUGGGCUUUGAACGUCAUUUGUUUACUCUGAUUAAAGUGUGUAAUUUCAAAAAAUGGGAAGUAACCCAUGGCAAUGAUGCUAUACUCCUUGCUGAACUCGCUUUUUGGAAUUUGUAAGUGAUUUUCAUUAGGGUAGCAUUUUUGUUUUUGUUUUU